This is a messenger RNA of Dryobates pubescens (Downy woodpecker), 1091 nucleotides long. It is a transcript of the gene GHSR, whose product is annotated as growth hormone secretagogue receptor. The coding region runs from base 1 to 1059 and encodes 352 amino acids. The record is from RefSeq and is a predicted model, not a curated record. Gene Ontology annotation, biological process: hormone-mediated signaling pathway; G protein-coupled receptor signaling pathway. The transcript is spliced from 2 exons. Gene Ontology annotation, molecular function: growth hormone secretagogue receptor activity. Lineage: Eukaryota; Metazoa; Chordata; Aves; Piciformes; Picidae. Gene Ontology annotation, cellular component: plasma membrane.
AUGCGGGAGGGGAGCGCGGGCGGCCGCGGCGCGGAGAACCGGACGGGUGCCGAGCCCCCGUUGCACCUUUUCCCCGUUCCCGUACUCACCGGCAUCACCGUCGCCUGCGUUCUCCUCUUCGUCAUCGGGAUCAUCGGCAACCUCAUGACCAUGCUGGUGGUGUCGCGGUUCCGGGACAUGAGGACCACCACCAACUUCUACCUGUCCAGCAUGGCCUUCUCCGACCUGCUCAUCUUUCUCUGCAUGCCUCUGGACCUCUUUCGCCUCUGGCAGUACCGGCCCUGGAACUUUGGGGAUAUCCUCUGCAAGCUCUUCCAGUUCAUCAGCGAGAGCUGCACCUACUCCACCAUCCUCAACAUCACUGCCCUCAGCGUGGAGCGAUACGUUGCCAUCUGCUUCCCCCUCCGAGCUAAAGUGAUCAUCACUAAGGGGAAGGUCAAGCUGGUCAUCCUCUUCCUCUGGGCCAUCUCCUUCAUUAGUGCCGGACCCAUCUUUGUCUUGGUGGGAGUCGAGCACGAGAACGGCACGAACCCCCUGAGCACCAACGAGUGCCGAGCAACUGAGUAUGCCAUCCGCUCGGGGCUCCUCACCAUCAUGGUCUGGACCUCCAGCAUCUUCUUUUUCCUGCCUGUGUUUUGCCUGACCGUGCUGUACAGCCUCAUCGGGAGGAAGCUCUGGAGGAGAAAGAGAAAGAAUAUUGGUCCAAACACUGUCAUCAGGGAUAAGAACAACAAGCAAACUGUGAAAAUGUUAGCUGUGGUGGUAUUUGCCUUCAUACUCUGCUGGUUGCCUUUUCACGUGGGACGAUAUUUAUUUUCCAAAUCCUUUGAAGCUGGAUCCUUGGAGAUAGCAGUGAUCAGCCAGUACUGCAACUUGGUGUCCUUUGUCCUCUUCUACCUGAGUGCAGCCAUCAACCCCAUCCUCUACAACAUCAUGUCAAAGAAGUACCGGGUCGCCGCUUGCCGGCUCUUUGGACUCAAACCCCUUCCCAAGAAAAGACUCUCCAGCAGGAAGCAGGAAGGUUCUCGCAUCUGGACAGAGCCAAAUGUUACCACAUGACACGUGGUUUCCAAGCAGCAGAGCAUCACUUA